UACCUCUGAAACUUGACCAAAACGCGAUAAUUUCGUUAAGAAAAAUAGGAAUAAGUCAGGUUUAAAUACCUAUAAAUAAAUUAAAUUGAUUAAAAAUGCAACAAAAGAAAGGAAGCUGGUUAAGUGUCUUCAAAAACAUUUAUCAUGAUGAAUUUCAAUGGUCACUCGUGAAAUCAGUCGGUGCUUUUAUUCUUGGAGUAAGAAUAGCUAAAGAACUUGUAGGUCUUGAAGUAAUGCCAGCAAUUCAAGCAUAAAAUUAAUCACCUUGAAUAUAAGAUAAACGACAUGAUAAUAAAAAGUUAGCAUUUAAAAGUUACAACAAAUA
Clunio marinus is the source of this 325-nucleotide messenger RNA. Lineage: Eukaryota; Metazoa; Arthropoda; Insecta; Diptera; Chironomidae. The record is from the annotation of a GenBank genome assembly.